Brassica napus (rape) is the source of this 3463-nucleotide messenger RNA. RefSeq names its product serine carboxypeptidase-like 40. Gene Ontology annotation, molecular function: serine-type carboxypeptidase activity. Gene Ontology annotation, biological process: proteolysis. The record is from RefSeq and is a predicted model, not a curated record. Gene Ontology annotation, cellular component: vacuole. The transcript has 2 exons. NCBI's taxonomy places the organism in Eukaryota, Viridiplantae, Streptophyta, Magnoliopsida, Brassicales, Brassicaceae. The coding region runs from base 706 to 2205 and encodes 499 amino acids.
GGGAAUGUGAAUUAUUCUAUAUAUAAUAUUUAAAAAGGUCAAUGACCUGUGGAUUGUUAUAUUUUAAACUGUAAAGGAAUUUGCUGAAACAUCGGAUCUGGCCAGUGGGCUCGUACAAGAAAACCCCAUGUUCGGCCUCAUAUCAUUGUCAGUUUCAGUUUUAGACAUUUAAAGUUUUAAACAAUGGGGUGGUUGACCAUAAAAACAAUGGGGAGAAGAAAUAGAUAAGAGAUGGGACUGCAUGUAGUUUAUAUUUCUUAAGAUAAAAGUUUUCUUUACACCAAAAAAGAGAAGAUAAAGCUUUCUACUUCGAAAAUAAUAAGAGGUUACAAGAUAUUGACAAAUCUUACUAUUGAGUAGGAUUAUUUGACGGUGCUUUUGUUUGCAGUUAGAUGUUCUACGUGAGAAAAUAAAAGAAAUAACGUGUGGCAUUAGGAUUAAUAUGAUUGUAGCAUCGAGUCACAACCACAUGGCACAACAUGAUAUCUCAUGACCACAUGACCACAUGGCAUAAUCUGAGUUGGUAAUUAAAAAAUAAGAAAAAUAAAGCAAUAUUUGAAAGAAAAAAAAACAAUCAUUUGCAUAGUUGGAGGUUUUGACCCAAAAAGCAAAACUUGUUUUAAGAUUCAAACCCCACAUUCUCCUUCCAUUUAACUGUCUUUUUCUUCUUCUUUCUCUUCUUCAACACAAUACAGACAUAAGAAGAUGGGGGAAAGACACGCAUGUUCUGUACUUGCAUAUGUGUUACUGUUAAUGUAUAUGUCGUCUCAAGUCGAGUGCAGCAACCAAGUGCACGCCCUGAGCCGCCUCUACCUUUCAAAGCGAGGGGUUGGUUCCUCCGUGAACACAACCCAUUUCAAGGCGGUUAAAAACUUGAAACCGUCUUCGUCCCCUAAUGUUGUUAACCAAAAGGAGUUAAGAAAGAGAGAUCUUAUACGGAGAUUGCCCGGGCAACCUCCAGUUGAUUUCGAUCAGUAUGGUGGCUAUGUCACCGUCAACGAAUCCGCGGGACGUUCCUUUUUCUACUAUUUCGUGGAAGCCUCCUCCAACAUUAAGGAUUCUUCUCCUCUGUUUAUAUGGCUCAACGGCGGACCGGGAUGCUCAUCACUAGCGUAUGGAGCAUUACAAGAGCUUGGGCCAUUCAGAGUGCACAGCGACGGCAAAACGCUCUUCAGAAACCGCUAUGCAUGGAACAAUGCUGCGAACGUGUUGUUCUUAGAAUCCCCAGCAGGAGUGGGAUUCUCGUACACCAACACGACAUCCGAUCUCGAGAAGCAUGGGGACAGGAACACGGCAUCCGAUAACUACAUCUUUUUGGUCAAGUGGCUUGAGAGGUUCCCUGAGUUCAAAGGCAGGGACUUGUACAUUGGCGGUGAGAGCUAUGCCGGCCACUAUGUUCCUCAACUAGCCCAUACUAUCCUUGCCCAUCACCCGAAGAGCUUCCUCAAUCUCAAGGGCAUUUUGAUAGGUAACGCGGUGAUCAACGACGAGACCGACUUGAUGGGCAUGUACGACUUUUUCGAGAGUCACGCGCUCAUCUCCGAGGAUUCUUUGCUUCAACUCAAGAAUAACUGCGAUCUCAAGACGGAGUCUGCGAGCGUGAUGACCGAGGAGUGCGCGGUGGUGUCAGACCAAAUCGACAUGAAUACAUAUUAUCUGGACAUCUACAACAUAUACGCUCCCUUGUGCCUCAACUCCACGCUCACUCGCAGGCCCAAGAGAGGAACCACAAUAAGAGACUUCGACCCGUGCAGUGACAAUUACGUGCAGGCCUACCUGAACAGGCAUGAGGUUCAGGUAGCCCUGCACGCGAACGGUACAAAGCUGCCUUAUGAGUGGAUGCCAUGCAGCAGUGUGAUAAAGAAGUGGAACGAUAGUCCCACCACAGUCAUUCCUCUGAUCAAGGAGCUGAUGGGUAAGGGCCUCCGCGUAUGGGUGUUCAGCGGGGAUAUGGACGGGAGAAUCCCGGUUACAUCCACCAAAUAUUCGCUCAAGAAGAUGAAUCUAACUGCCAAAACGGCUUGGCAUCCUUGGUACUUAGAUGGAGAGGUGGGAGGAUACACUGAGGAGUACAAAGGGAAUUUGACUUUUGCAACCGUGAGAGGGGCUGGUCAUCAAGUUCCCAGCUUCCAACCAAAACGUUCUCUUUCACUCUUCAUUCACUUCAUCAAUGACACUCCUCUCCCUGACACCUCUCGUUACUAAGUAUUCACAUCUGAUAUUGUUGAUUUCUUCUUCUAAUUAGCUUUUAUUUAAUCGCACAUCCAUUCUUUAUCUAUUCAGUAACUUUAAAUGUCAAUAUUUUUUUUAAUCACAAGCUCAAAAGAGCAAUUUAUCUGUUUACCAUAUCUAUCGUGCCCACAUGUUCUACACUACUAAGAUGGCACAUUCAGUUGAUCACAUCUUUAGGAGUAUGUAAAAGGAGAUGCAUACCAAGAAGUGAUGAACCUUGACAUCUUUCCAAGCCGAUAAUAUUCGUGAUUUCCCAACAAGCGCUCCUGAAUACCCUUGUAAUAAUUGAAAAGAAGAGAAGCCUCAUGGGCGUAUAUAAAGAAGACUACGUUGGUAAAUCCGAUAGUGACAUAUGAUAUGUAAUAAAAAGCUGUUAGUGUUUCUUUCUUCGCGAAGAAGUAAGAGCAUCAUUAUCCAAAGUUUCUUAGGGCGGGAUUCUUAAGAGAAUAUAAGAAACCGUUUCAGAAUUUCUAACUAAAAAUUUAAGAAACAGUUUUUUUAAGUAACUGUUUCUUAAUUUUUUAGUUAAAAAUUAAAAAAUAAUUUUUUAUAUUUUCCUAAGAACUUCAUCCUAACAAACUCUGGAUAAUAAUGCUCUAAAUAACCGAAAACGGCGACGAGAGAACACUCUUUUGCAAGUUACCAAGUAAAAGUUAAAAUUGUUGCGUAUAUUAUUCUCCCAUUGUGUUCGGUAUCUCUCUAUCCAGAGCUAAAAGCUUUUAGUUAGUUUGUAAUUAAACUAAUAAACAUAUGGACAGAGAGAAAUGGGAGAAGACAUGGUGAAAGAUCCAACACUCCUGCCACUCUCAUCAAAAACGUGGAUAAAGCAGUAAGAAACCGCAUCUCCAGUUUGCGUGUCAUGGAAGUCAGCAAGUAUACCAAAGCCAUGGAAACAUGGUUUUCGGUUAGAUAAAAGAUUUGUCUACCUUUUUUCUUUUAAGAGAACUCUAAACCAUCAAACUCAUGAUGCAUCCAUUGUAAAAACGUUUUUUUCUUGAAUAAAUUUAACAUUAAUUCAAAAAAAAAAAAAGUUAAAUUUGAAGCAAACCGGUUUAAUACCUCAAUCCUCCCAUAAACCUACAUUAAAUCGGUUACCGUCAUUUGUAAGUUCAAAAUCCAAUAACUUAUAUUCCCAAAAGUACAUUUUCGCACCAAAAAAAAACUACUUUGUCCAAGCAUUACAGGAGCCACAUAAAGCAAACCGGAUUUAAAUACCCAAAAACCAACAUUA